AAGAACAGAAGAAGCACUGAAGUCCUAGUGAGAGAGGGUGUCGUCGUCUUCUUGGAUAUGCGGAGGAAGAUGAAGGCAGGGGGUGGAGUCUCUAUAGUUGUCACGGCGACGCAGACGCGGCACGAUGCUUCGACGGAAGAGCGGUUGCUGGUGGUAGAACCUGAGGCGCUGCCUUCUAAUUGGCUGGUUCACCAGCCAUGGUCUCUGAGCCAAUCACAGCAAAGGAAACUGUGUGUCGAGUUAUUGCUUCAGAUUGCAAGUUGAGACACAUUCAGUCAUUCUCAAGAAAACAGCAGUCUCUGAUUGGUGAGUGUUAGAGGAAACAUCAGAUUAAAUGGUACAACAUGGAGCUAGCAACUCUAAGGUCAUGGGUUUGAUUCCCAAGAAAACACAGAUUGAUGAAUGUAACAUCCGAUGAAUGUGUUUGUCAGAUGAACAGAUCAGGUUUUUUUAAUUGUCAUUCAGUGGAACUCAUCCUUGUGUUUAGUGUGUCACCGUCAAGCAGAAUUCUCAUUUAAUGAGGUUUUUUUUUGUUUUAGAUACUUUUUCUGACUUUAUAUAUUUACUUCUUUACAGCAAACAGCCUUAAACCAGCUUUUAUAUUAUUUUGAACUGUUAAAGCAGACAGCUUUAAAACAGUCUUAAAGCAAUCUAAAAGCAGGUCUAAAGUUUACAGCAGGUUUAAUGCAGUCUUAAACAAGUCCUAAAGUGGAUUUAAAGCAGUCUCUGUUGGUCUUGGACCGGUCAGACUGUUGAUUGUUUUAGAAAAGCAAACUAGCAAGCAGAGCAACAAAGUAGCUUACAAAGUCAUGUUUUUAUGUCAGCAUGGUUUUAAAUCUCAUAAAAUGUCCUGAUAGUUCAGUGAUGUGAUUUUUGUGUAGUUACAUCAUUACACCAGUAAGUGGUGUCACAUUUACUUGAUAGUCGUUCUUUUUCAUGGGUACUCGGUUUUGGGCCCGCAUGAUUUUGAGCCAAUCACCUGAGUAAUACUUGCUUUGGGUGAUGACAUAUUAACAGCACUGAUUGGCUGACGGCGUGACAAGAAAGUGCCGAGACCUUCACUAGUGAUGUCAGAAGCAGCAGACGUACAAUAUUUAUUCAUUCAUGCUUAUAAGACGCACUUAAGAUCAACCCGUCACUUCUACAGCAUCUGUAAUAAAGUGAAACAGACGAAUAAAGCAGAUCAAUAUCUUCAAAUAUAUUUAAGAAAUGAACAUCAUGACAUUUACUGAAGGAUUUAGACGACUUUUAAUGUUUAAAUUAACACGACAGUAUUCUUCUCCAAAAUGAAAUGAUGUAUUUGCAUAAGAAUCAUCAGCCUAAGUGUAUGUGUGUGCGCGCGUGCAUGCGUUUUCAUGCAACAGUGCAUCUCUGCUCUUUGACUGCACAGCUGUGGUUAGUAACACAUUUACACAUACACACACAUACACAAACACACACACACACACACACACACACACACACACACACACACACACACACACACACACUAACCUGCAGUCAGUCACACUCAUAUAGAGAAAGCCGACACACAUGCUGUUCACAUCUCACACUUGACUUGCAAAAUUUGGGGUUUAUAUACCCACAUGUAAUUGUUCUCAAGAGCUUGAGUUUGUGUGUGUGUGUGUGUGUGUGUGUGUUUGAGGAAAGAGGAAGUUGUGUGCAGUUGAAAGGUUUCCUCCUCUUUGCAGAUCUGCAGAGCACCACUGACAGAAGAAUAAGAGAGACGGAGAGAGAGAGAUACCAGAACAGAACUGGACGCAGAAUCAGCACGAAGACCAGAGACAGACAUUUUUACAGCAUUUAGUUUCAAUCUAGUAGAUGAAUCUAUUGCAACUAGUUUUAGCUUUACUCUUGAGUAAUUUGAAGUUGGAUAAAUUGACUUUACUUGUAGACGUCUAUUGGUCCUCGCUGUCAUUUCAUUGACUACAGUAGAUUCUGUGCGUGUAGUUUGCUGUUUAACAUUUCGGGGAUGGUUGAUCUGCGGUGAUUUUAGGCCAGUAAAGAUUUGUCUGGUCAUCUGAGAGCAGAACUAGUUAUAAGACUGAGGUUGAUUUGAGGUCAUCUCACCUGGUUUGGAGAUGGAGUUGUGGAGACAAUGCGCCAGCUGGUUAAUUCAAUGUCGGGUUCUUCCUGACAAUCACAGGGUAACGUGGGACAGCGCACAGGUGUGUGACCUGGCUCAUGCUCUGAGAGAUGGAGUUUUACUCUGUCAACUGCUCAAUAACCUCCUGCCACAGUCAGUCAACCUGAGACUGAUUAACUUGCGUCCUCAGAUGUCUCAGUUUCUGUGUCUGAAGAACAUCAGGACUUUCCUGUGUUCGUGUCAGGAGAAAUUUGGCAUGAAGAAAAACGAACUUUUCGAGGCCUUCGACCUUUUUGACGUGCGAGACUUCGGGAAGGUGAUUGACACGCUGUCCAUCCUGUCACACACAUCGGUGGCCGUACAGAGAGGUUUCCGGCCGUUUCCAGAUGAAGCAUGUGUUGGAGAUGAUGAUAUUUACACUGGCCUUUCAGACCAGAUCGAUGAUACAGUGGAGGAAGAUGAUGAUCUUUAUGACUGCGUAGAGGAAGAGGAUGAUGAAGGUGAUGAUGUGUAUGAAGAUCUGAUGAGGACAGAAGAACCAGAAACACAGCAGAAGGUGGGGGUGGACAAGAGAAGUUGUUGUCUUGAGGAGAUCAGGCAGACAGAAGAGAAAUAUACCAACACAUUGGAAUCAAUACUUCAGCACUUUCUGAAACCAUUACAGGCGUUUUUACAACCAGUUGAUGUUGAAAACAUUUUCAUGAAUAUUCAGGAGCUAGCAAAGACACAUCAAUCUCUUCUUCGUGAGAUUCAGGAAUCUAUACUUCAGUUGGGAGCAGAAAAUCUUUAUCAGAUCUUCAUUGACUAUAAAGAGAGGUUGUUACUGUAUGGUCGUUACUGUAGUCAGGUAGAAGCGGCUACCAAACACCUGGACAAAAUCUCCAGUACAAGAGAAGACGUCAAAAUGAAACUAGAGGAGUGCUCUAUGAGAGCGAAUAGUGGCAGAUUUUCACUGAGGGAUCUGCUCAUGGUGCCAAUGCAGAGAGUCCUGAAAUAUCAUCUACUACUACAGGAGCUUAUGAAACACACAGUGGAUCAACAAGAGAAAGAGAAUUUACGUAAUGGAUUAGAUGCCAUGAGGGAUUUAGCUCAGUGUGUGAACGAAGUGAAGAGAGACAAUGAAAUUAUUCGGCAAAUCACAACAUUUCAGCUGUGUAUUGAGAACAUGACUCAGUCUUUGGCGUUGUUUGGACGCCCAAAAAUAGACGGAGAGUUCAAGAUCUGCAAUCCAGAGAAGAAAUCCAAACAAGACAGGUAUGGGUUUCUCUUCGACAAGGCUUUGUUCGUGUGUAAGAAGCGCAGUGGGGAGACGAUGGAACUGAAGGAGUUGAUUGAACUUCAACAUUAUCAGCUGAGAGAUGAACCUUCAGGAGAUCGAGACAGCAAGAAGUGGACACACACGUUCCUCCUGAUGGAUCUGUAUGGUCAGGGCGGAUAUGAUCUGUUCUUCAAGACUCGUGAGCUGAAGAAGAAAUGGCUGGAGCAGUUUGAGAUGGCACUAUCUAACCUGUGUCCAGAGAACAGCACUGCUAAUGGACAUGACUUCCAGAUGUACUGCUUUGAAGAUACCACAUCAUGCAAAGCCUGUCAGAUGCUCCUCAGGGGAAUCUUCUUUCAGGGAUAUCGCUGUACGCGCUGUAAGAUGGCCGCUCAUAAAGAGUGCUUGGGUCGAGUUUCUGUGUGUGGACGUAAUUCUGAAUCGUCAGGAACGUUGAAGAAGGGUAAAACACUGAGGUUAGCCUCUCCGAGACAGACUAAACCAGGUCUGCCAAAGAUGGAGGUUUGUCUGGAUUAUUAUGGUCUUCCUCCUCCUCCGGUGGCGUUCGGUCAGCCUCUUCAGCUGACGGUCGGUGAUGUGGUGGAAUUGACCCGAGCUGAGGUGGACUUACAGUGGUGGGAGGGCAGGAAUCUGACUAUAGGAGAGGUGGGCUGGUUUCCCUGCAGUAAAGUUCAGCCCUAUCUACCAGGACCAUCACCAGAGUUAACAGGACUCCCCUGGUUCGCUGGUAACAUGGACCGGUCCGGUGCUAAAACUCUGCUCAUGCCUCGAUCCGACGGCACGUUUCUGGUGCGACAGAAAGACGCUGGAGAAUUUGCCAUCAGUCUCAAGUUCAACAUGGACACCAGACACAUAAAGGUCACAUAUUCUGAGGGUCUCUACAGAAUAAAUGAGAAAAAAGCUUUCAAGGGCCUGUAUGAGCUGGUUCAGUAUUAUCAAGAAAACUCACUGAAAGAAUGUUUCAAAGACGUCGACUCGAAACUCCAGACGCCCUACAAACAACCUGAACAAAACGCAACAGUGAACACAAGCGCACCUGCACACAACACAGGUGAACGUUAUUUUGGCACUGCUAAAGUUCGCUAUGAUUUCUCAGCCCGUGACCGAACUGAACUGUCCCUGCGAGAGGGAGAUACUGUGAAAAUCAUCUCAAAGAAAGCACACAACGGCUGGUGGAGAGGAGAGGUCUAUGGCCGGGUGGGGUUAUUUCCUGCGAAUUACGUGGAGGAGGAGCAUUCAGAUUACUGCUGACACCAUCACUUACCAUUCAUUAUAUCAUACAGACAACAACACUUUUAACAUACUGAUGUAACAAACACUGAUACAUUAUCAAUGGUUUACAUUAAUAAAGACAGAAAUCAGAUUUACACUGAAAGAGGAUCUGUGAUCGUGUGCUAUAUAUCUACUAACAUCUACAGUCUCCGUCUAUAUUCAUAUCAGAUGUGUAGACGGAAUCAUGUAGAACACAGAAACAAAUUCAGUUUGGCUUUUACUGAGCUGGGUAAUUUAAUCCAGAUUAUUCAUCGUUUGA
Messenger RNA from Misgurnus anguillicaudatus (oriental weatherfish), 4896 nucleotides. Lineage: Eukaryota; Metazoa; Chordata; Actinopteri; Cypriniformes; Cobitidae. The record is from RefSeq and is a predicted model, not a curated record.